GGAAAUUACCAAUUUAUUAAUUUGCAGAGGACGCAGAGUAAUGAGGUUCGACGAGGGUUGAUGAAAUAUUUAAAACACAACCAUUUAAAUUAAAACGUAUUUAGUAUACAUAUAUGUGAUUUAAUCAAAUUUAAAAUCUUUUGUACUGCCAGAAAAUAUCAGAGCUAUAUAGAAAUAUUUAUGAAAUAGAACAAGUUUCUGGAAUAUCCCACUGAAGAGGCCAUAAGAUGGAUAUUGACUACUGUUUAUAUAUAAUAAUUCUUUACUGAAAUGGAAAUAACCGUUAGAAUUACUUACGAGGAAAAUAUUAUGACAAAUCAGUAUUACGUACAUAAGUAAAACUUUUCAGUUGCUAUUUACGUCAUCGUUGAGUAUAUAAGUAACGUUUGAAGAAUUGAUUUUAAGUGUUCGUUAGAUCGCCCAUUGUCAUAUAUGUCUUGGUAACGAAAAAGAAACUGUACUGUACAACAUGUCUGACUGGGAAUGUUCGUCGUGUACUUUGUUGAAUAAAGCAGCAGUCGAUAUAUGUCCUACGUGUAACUUCAGAAAUCCUAAUGCAGUAUUAACUUACCCUGAUAAUUAUGGCAUGGACCAAAAUGGCGCUACCUCCGAACUCAAAUAUCCAGGAUCGGAGAAAUCUGAAUUGAAACACCAAGGAUCAAAUCCGACGGCAGAUAAAGAUUGGACUUGCAGUGACUGUACAUUUCAUAACUCUGUAUCAACAACAUGUGAAAUGUGUGAGAUCUCAAAAUCAGAGUCAAUUCGGAAAUCCCAGACACCUGUGCAGAAACCAUCAAAACCUCCAGUCCAAAACAUGUCAACUGGUAAUACCACAGGAAGUCGAUCUCAGAGUCGGAAUGACAUAGAAACGGAUUGUGCUGAAGAUGGCGGGGAAGUACGGAUGGUGCUAGUUGGUCGCACCGGUAGCGGAAAGAGUGCCACUGGAAAUACAAUUCUAGGGGAAAACAAGUUUAAGGCAAUGGUUUCUGGAUCAUCAGUGACUGUCAAUUGUAGCCGGGGAGAAUGUUAUCGCGGAAAUAGACUUCUUUUAGUCGCUGACACACCAGGGUUAUUUGAUACAAACCAUUUAAACUUUGAAGUCACGCGCGAGAUUAGCAAAUGCGUUGGCAUGACUUCACCUGGUCCACACGCGGUUCUUCUUGUUAUCGCUAUUGGACGAUAUACUAAAGAGGAACAGGAGACCGUCGAACAUUUUAUACAACAUUUUGGACAUGACGUCAUCAGAUAUAUGAUGAUAGUCUUUACCCGUGAAGAUAAUUUAAAACAAGAACAGAAGACCAUUGAAGAGUUUCUUGAAAAUGCUCCAUCUGAACUUAAAGAGAUUGUACGAAAAUGUGAGAACAGGUACAUUUGUGUUGACAAUAUUGCAAGCGAAUCUGAAAAGAAGAGAAAAGUUGAUGAACUUAUAACAAAAAUCGACGACAUGGUGGAUAAAAAUGGCGGUGUAUGUUAUACUAAUGAGAUGUAUGCUGCUGCAGAGGAUGUAUUAGCAAGACGCAUGGAUCAAAUUAGGGCAGAAUUUGAGCAAGACCAAGAACGCGAGAGACGUAAACUUCAUAACCAAAUAUCUUCAGAAUUUGAACAGGACAUUCGUGCUCUGACAAAUGAAAGAUCUAAACUAGAAGAUAGAAUGGCAAGGAUGCAUUGGGAAAAAGAUUACUCCGAGAAGGAAAAACAGACUUUACAGAUGGAAAUGGUACGAAUUCAACAACAAAAGGAGAUCAGCCAAGGAGAGAUGGACGAGGGAGAGAACCGACAAUUAUCUGAAAGAAUCGCAGCACUGCGCAGGCGUGAAGUUCUCCUUAACCAGCAGCUGCAACAAAAAGAACGUCAACGACUAUUGAUGCUUUCCGAUUUAGAAAAAGCAAAUCAUGGAAUCAAACAAAAACGAAAGGAAAGAGGAAGAGGAUCCUCCAUGGGAUCUUAUCGAAGAGAAUACAUUGAUGAAAAAACUGUCCGACAAAAGGCACGCGAUGACGUCGAAAACAAAUCCUCAAACAUUUUUACCGAACUUUUGGAAUCACUAAAGAACGUUGGAAAAACAUUUCUUAGUCAAGCCAUCAAAUUUUUCAACAAUUUGUUUUGAAGUCGUAUUUUCUUUAUGGUGUUUGGAUUUUUUCGCCAUAUUUUUGUACAAUUUUAUUCUAUUACGUGUACGUAAACACAAAUUAAUGACUGUGUGUUUCUGCAAAACUGCGUUAUGUAUAUAUGUAAAAGAAAGAAAUAUUACCAUGCAUAGAUCUUGAAAUAUAUGCAACUCUUCUAACAGUGAAGUAACUUUAUGCGACUAUAUCAUAACAAUUGCAAAGAAGACUCAAGGAUGCAUUGCCUAAAACAUGUAUAAAGAAACCCGAUACAACCUAGUUUAGGUAUAUUUACAAAUAUCGGCCAGUAUGCUUACACUGUUGACACACCUGGUGUUUUCUGAUUGGAUUUCAUGUCCUAUCGACUCUUUGCAUGUCCUCUUUGUCUGUUUUUGUACAAGUACGUACAUUGUAGAAGUAAUUUUUGUAAUAUUACUCCCUUCAAACUAUUUAUAAUUUAUGUUUACAUUUGUAUUGGCAUAGCCUCUUUUGGAAACGUAAGAUAUAUUUUGUAAAAAUUAAAGUUCCGUUGGUGUUUAAUAAGCCAGCAUUGUUUGUCUUUUUUUUUGCCGUUAUGUUUGCUGUCCUUCUUAUUGCGAUUUUCAUUUCCCCUCAAUAUUUUCUUAUUUCAUUGAAAUUCCUACCUAUAUGAUUGCGUGUUAGCCUAUUGUAAUAAUAUCAUGUAAAAUAAAUGUUAGCGUUUGGAAAA
Messenger RNA from Mytilus californianus (California mussel), 2814 nucleotides. RefSeq lists its product as uncharacterized. Gene Ontology annotation, molecular function: GTP binding. The transcript has 3 exons. The coding region runs from base 470 to 2107 and encodes 545 amino acids. Lineage: Eukaryota; Metazoa; Mollusca; Bivalvia; Mytilida; Mytilidae. The record is from RefSeq and is a predicted model, not a curated record.